AUGUCUCCUGCAUCAAACUAUAGUAAUAAUGAUAAUUAUUCAGAUUUAUCACCAUCAUCAGAUGUGGUAUCAUCAAAUAAUUCUUCACAUAAUAUAGAAUCUAUUGCUUCAAGUGCCACUCAUGAUUAUCCAGAAAUAAUGCCAAUAACAUCAAUUAGAUCAAGAUUAUCAUUUCAAUCUGCUACAUCGAAUUUAUCGAGAAUUCCAUCAUUAGCUAAAACUAUAUCAAAGGCUUAUACAGAUAUUAAAGAUGCGGUACAAGAUGAUAAUAAACAAACUGAUGCUACUUAUACUUCACAAGAUUUAAAUAAACUAUUAGAAUCAAGAUUUGAUCUUGGGGAUGCCCUUAGAUUGCAUAACGAAUAUAGAGAAUCAUCAUCAGAAAAUGAAUCUGGUAAUAAUGAUAUUGAAAAACAAAAUCAACCUUUAAGUUCACUUCCAACAAAUGCCUCAUCUAUUGAAUCUUCAUUUGCAGAGAGUCCCCUAUCGAUUGCAUCAAAUGAAGGAGUGACAAUGAAAAAGGAUGAAAAUGGUAAUGAUAUAAAAUUAACAACUACAGAAAAUGGAGAAACUUUAGCAAAAGUUUUCACUAAUAAAUCUACAGGGAAAAUUGAAUUACCUCCUGAUAAAGGUUAUGCAUGGGUAAUUGUCUUUUCAGUGUUUUUAAUUAUGUUUAAUACAUGGGGUUGUAAUUCUGCAUUUGGUGUAUUUUUAUCAUUUUUCUUAAAUAAUAAUAGAUUCCCUGGUGCAACAAGGUAUGAUUAUGCUUUGAUUGCAGGUUUAACUGUUUUCUUAGGGCAAGGUUUAUGUCCCUUCGUAGUAAUAAUUAUGAGAAUUGUUGGUUUAAAGACAACAAUGUAUUUUGGAACUUGUGUAAUGGUUACAGCAUUUGUUUUGGCAUCAUAUGCAACUAAAUUAUGGCAUCUAUAUGUGACUCAAGGUUUUAUGAUUGGUUGUUCCAUUUCUUUAAUUUUCUCACCAGCAACAACUCUUUUACCAGGUUGGUUCUUAAAGAAAAGAGCUGUAUCGAUGGGUCUCUCAUUAUUAGGUACUGGUGCUGGUGGUGUUACAUUUGGUUUAGCUUCAAAUAAAAUGAUUCAUGAUUUUGGUAAUACAAAGAUGUGUUAUAGAAUGUUAGCAAUUACUUGUAGUAUAGCUACAGCAAUUGCUGUAUCUUUAGUUAAAGAAAGAAGUCCCGUAAAACCAGUUGGACUUAAAUCUUUUACUAAGAUGAAAAAGGAAUUUAGUAAAAUGUUUUCAUGGAAAGUUAUUCGUCAACCGUUUGUUCCAUUAAUUGCUAUUUGGUUCACAUUAGCUUUAUUUGGUUAUAAUCUAAUGAUCUUCACAUUAUCAUCGUAUGCUGUGGCUCGUGGAAUGUCACAACAUCAAGGUAGUUCUUUAACUGCUAUUUUAAAUGGUGCUCAAUGCGUAGGUAGACCUGUAAUGGGUUUAUUAGGUGAUAGAUUUGGUAGAGCAAAUGUCACAAUCACUUUAACUUGUGUACUUUGUGUUUUCAUGUUUGGAUUUUGGAUUCCAGCUCAUACUUAUAUUCAAUUAAUCUUCUUUUCAAUUAUGGUUGGUUCUUGUGUUGGGGUUGCUAAUGUGAUGAAUACUGUAUUGAUCGCAGAUAUGGUUAAACCUGAAGAAUUCUUACCAGCUUGGGCCUUCGUUAAUUAUAGUGGUGCACCUGCAUUGCUGGUCACUGAAGUGGUUGCACAAGCAUUAACAGAUUCAAAUAACAAAUCAAAUCCUUAUUUGCAUACACAAAUUUUUGCUGGUUGUUGUUUUAGUGCAGCUUUAUUUAUGAUAUUCGUAUUAAGAGAAUAUGCAGUUCGAUUAAAAUUAACAAAAAGACAAGAAGAUACCGUUAGAAAAUUACAAGAGAAAGAAGAAGAAACUUCUAGUGAUAUUCAAACUGUUUCAGAACAUUGGGAUAUUUUGGAAAAGAGAGAAACUAAAUAUGAGCUUCUUCUGGGUAGCGGUGUCAAGAAAUAUUUUAUGAGAAUGGCAUAUCCAAUGAAAGUGUGA
This is a messenger RNA of Maudiozyma saulgeensis, 2028 nucleotides long. Lineage: Eukaryota; Fungi; Ascomycota; Saccharomycetes; Saccharomycetales; Saccharomycetaceae. The record is from the annotation of a GenBank genome assembly.